UAUUUUUGUAAAAAAAAAUGUUUGUAUAUUUAUAGAUGUUUACAAUUUUAGAGAUGUUUGAAAUGUGACAAAAAAACAGCUUUUAUAAUAUUAUAAAGAGAAAAAAAAGAUCUAAAUUGUUUCAAUACCUUUGUAUCUUAACGUCUCCUGACAGCAAAGGUAAUGUAAUGUCUAUUACUUAUGCCUUGAUGAUCCUCCAUGGUGAUGUGGACCAGGCAAGAGUAGCCGAGCGCAGACACCAUCCCCAACCCCCCUAACUGAAGAGAAUGGCAGCGCAGGCCAGCCGUGCGAAGCACAGAUCCUUGCCCUUGCAGAUACAGUAGAAGAAUUUGAGGACAGUAUAAUGCAAAAGAAGAUGAAAAUUCCCAAGAUGUCCAUCAAGAAUUCAGGAAACUCAAUUGAGAACAAUUUUGGAGAGGAGAGAAUGCCGCUCAGGCAUAAAAAGGCCCUGUCUCAGGACCAUGGACGCCCAUUGUCUAACUCCUCCAAGAGCCUAGCAGCAGUAGUGGCCCGCCUGGAGAGAAAUGCUGCCAACUCCUGUAUGGAGGGCGAGGAGGACCUGGAUGAGGACCGGCUGGCCGAGGAGGGAGAAGAUGCAGACGACGAGGAUGAUGAUAUGGAGGCAGAGCAUCAGCAGCAUCAUCACCAGCAGCAACAACAGCACUUGGAGGUGGACACAGAUUGCGUGUCUGGGGUAUCUGCGGCCGUGGUUCCUAGAGUCCUGUAUGAGGAGCUGGUCCAUAGCUACAGGCAACAAGAGGAGGAGAUGAGGAGGCUUCAGCAGGAGCUGGAAAGAACCCGCAGGCAGCUGGUGCAGCAGGCCAAGAAGCUGAAGGAAUAUGGCAGCUUGCUGACAGAAGUCAAGGAGCUGAGAGACUUCAACAGGAGGCUGCAAGACGUGCUUCUCAUGAGACUGGGCAGCGAGCCUAUGCACGACAGUGGCACUCAGACAAUCAAGGCUGAAGUGGUUGAACCCAUCGUUGAGGCCCAAGAGACAUGCAGGGAAGAAGCCAACACCAGUUCCAGCUACUCGCCAUCACCCAGAACAGUAUACACAUGCAAUGAUGGAAAGGUACACCUUGGUGGAGGGAUCUGGGUGGAGGAGGAGAAGUGGCAUCAGCUGCAGCGGACCCAGGGAGACUCCAAGUUCACAAAGAACCUGGCUGUAAUGAUCUGGGGUACAGAAACCCUCAAGAACCGCAGUGUCACCGGAGUGGCCACCAAAAAGAAGAAAGACGCCCUGCCCAAACCUCCUCUGUCGCCCAGCAAACUGAAAAUCGUCAGAGAGUGUCUCUACGACAGAGUGUCUCAAGAGACUGCCGACAGUGCAGAGAUUACGCAGAGAUUGUCCAAAGUGAACAAAUACAUUUGUGAAAAGAUAAUGGACAUCAACAAGUCCAUUAAGAACGAGGAGCGGCGGGAGUCCAAGCUGCUCAUCAGACAGACAGUCAAGAUGGAGAACUUCACCUACGAUGGCAUGUAGUGGUCAACUGUUGUCACGCCAGCGCCUUCUGCCCCCCGUCGUUCGCAGGAUAUUGAGGGGACCUGAUAUGGGUGGUUGGGGGAUGUUUGUCACGGUUUGAGCAGCAGUUGUUUUCCAUUGAAUCAUUAGAUUGGUUGUUGUUAAAAAUGUCAAAACAAAUAGACCCCCCCCCCUCCCCCCCAGCUCCCUAUAGAGCCAUCACCUUCCUCUGUGCCCAGUGUCUUCAUUGGCUGACAGACAGCUUUACCCACCUGUGAGAAGUUCAACAUGUGUGAACUAGUUUGGUGUGAUCUGGUAUGAGUGGUUUGUUUUUGUUUUUUUCUUAAAGCUUUACAGUGGGAUUGGUACCAAGACAUGGUUUACUGACGUGUGCAUUUGUGUCAAAAGGAGAGAUUAGAUGUGUUGGUGAAAUCGAUGUAUUGUUCUGUAUCAGAACAUGAUACUGAGUCCUUAAACUUUUAAAAAGUGAAAGGUUAAUGCCCGAGCUAAAGUCUUCGAUGCUAUAGAGUUGAUGAUGCUAGUUUGCAUUAGAUCUUAGUCGUUUUAACAGGUGGAUAUUUUGGUGACUAUUCAAUAUCUGCUUAGUGUUCGCUGUUGGUACUUUCUGCAUAGAAUGGGACACCAGGGUCUCAGAUGCACAAGUCUUAACUGGUAACAGCCAUAUUGCAUUUUUGCAACAGAGAUUCUGUUGCUCCAAGAGAUUAAUUCUUCCCCUUAACUGUAGGCCAAUCACAGCAGGUCACUUUAUUUAAAAAGAGAGCCUACAGAGGUUAAAUGUGAAGUAUGACUUUAAUGUCUAUAGAGUAUGUUUGUUUUAUUGUGUUGACCUUUUGGUUGUGAGCAUUUGCCAUCAAUGUGAGAGCACAAGGAAAGGUUUUGAUGUGAUUAUUCCUGUGCUACUCUUAAUCAAACGCGUCACUUUUUCGGACAAUUUGACUGUUUUAAUGAGUUGUCGUGGUACAGGCAUGUCAAUGCCUAGAAAGGCCUUAAAUGGAUUUGGCAAUCACCGGGGGCUGGUUCGCCCCUGGGUUUUCUAGUAGGCUGUGAUUGUAAAUGUAUAGUAAGCUGAAGUGAUGAAGCUUCACCUGCACUUUGCUGUGAGAAUGUAAGAGAGAUGGCAAGAGGUACUGUUUUCUGUGUGAUUCACACCGUCAAGGUGAGCCGAGCCGGGUUACUUGCUACGACCCUCCCCGCCUGUUUUUCAAAGAUGCUGCGCUGCAAGGGACAGUAUGGGGGUAAGAGAAUCUGGGCACAGCUCUGCACAGUUUAGGCCAUCUUCUUGUGGAAGCAGUGUUAGCUGUGGGUAAAGCUGUCUGAAACACUAUUGUCCUGUCAAAGUUGUCUGGGCCUGCUGAACCCCAUAAUAACCCCCCUCCUUUUUUAAGCCACACCACUGGGGAACAAAGUAAGGUUGCUCCAGUGACAAUCUCCUCUGAGCUAUGCCAUCAGAACUUUAAAAAUGUCCUCCUUUUCUUGUAUGGUUUCUUUUUUUAAUGUUUUUUUUUCUCUCUAGUUGUUUUAUUGUUUUGAUCCAAAAUGGUUUGUGUGGCUGUCUGCAGGCUGGAACUAAAUGCUGCAGAUUGAAAUCUCAACUGUGACCUAGCUGUGGCUAACUGUGAAUCUGCUGCAGAGCUGCCCAUCAACCCUCUCUCCUCUUCACACUCUAGAUUCUCGUUUGUUUGUUGGUUUAUUUCUCUCUAUCAUUUUGUCUCUCUUGUUUUUUUUGUUUUGUUUUUUUGUCAUUUCAAAAGUUCAGAUCAGCCUUUUGUUAAGCUACCUUAUAUUCUGGAUAUUUUUUAGUGUACAUAAAGAUUACAUCUUUUUAUUUUUUUUCCAUUAAACAUGGAUAUUUCUGUUUCUAGUCAUGUUUCAUGUUACAGUUUUAAAGGUUCUGGUCAAGUUUUGGUUUAUCUAAUUGAUGUUGUAAUUCCAUGUUACCUGAUCAAUUCUUGUGUUACUUUUUACACUUUUUUGUUUUUAUUUUCAUAUGAAUUGUUGGCUUUAAGCUUGAUGUUGUAUCCAAAUGUAGAUCAGUUGAAUCUACAAACAAAUGAAAAAAAUUAACUCCCCUUCUUAGCCAAAGUGAUCUCUAUGGAACAAGAGACUAGGCUUAGCUAACAUCAGAUUUAAACCGCCCGUACAUUAAACUACAGUGUGAUAUAUUAAAAGCCUCACUUAGAAUCUACCUUCUAAUGAUCUGCCACAGUACGAUGAGAAUCCGUAAAUCGUUGUACUCUUCUAAUCGAGAUGCAGUAGUUAGAUCGACACAAAUUGAAUGCACUUUAAACUUCUCAGCUAUUUCUUCAAUCUUAAAGACAUGUAUUUGUGGUAUUCGUCCACUUUUUUAAAGAUCUGUAUGGAUUAAGGCCUAACAAUCAUGGUAUUAUCAUGAUGCACCUUAGAAAAUUUUGGUUUAUUGUUUUUUUUUGUUUUUUUUUAUGGCAAGAAUGAGUUAUGGGAUAUGAUUUUGGUUUGUCUGUCAGAUAUGCCCCCUGACAUGCCAAUGCUCCAAAAACAAGCUUGAGUUAAUACUUCCCAUUACUUAGGAGAAGUACUACUACUUUUGAAUAUUUAAAAUCUUCUUCGAUUUAUGUAGGGUGUUCAGAAAACGAGAUUUCCUCAUGAAACUGGGUUCUAUAACUCUGUCAUGGCCUCUUGAACAAAAAGUAGCUACUUGGAAAAUUGACAAGCAAAAAGUAAACAACCUUACACGGCUUUCAAGCCCACAACAGGAUUUACUGAUCUAAAGAUAUUUACCUGUAUAAAUGUGCAAGCUGACUGGAAUAUGUGCUUUAACUUAAUGUGUGAAGAUGCUGGUUACAGUAUGUAUAGAUAUGACUUAUUUAGAGAUAAUUGUGUAUUUUUACAAAUGAAUGGUAAUUGUAAGCCAAAGUAUUCAAGGCUGAGAUCAAGCUUAAGAAUGAGGUGCUGACGAGGAAUCAGCAGGUUUUGCACAAAAAAUAAAUGGCCCAUGCCAAGGUAAUAGAGUUUAGUGGAUCUUAAGACACCGACAUGGUGGCAUCUUUUACAUUUUUUUACUUUUUCUUUUUUUUGUUCCUAAAAAUAUCCCUUUUCCAGUUUCUUCGUUUUUCCUGUACAAAAGCCACAUGUGAGGUUUACCUGCGCUAGCAUGUAUUAAAAAAACAUGCGAUUUAAAAGAAAGAAAAGAUUUCUGCUGUGCAAAGCGACCAUGCUGAAACUCUGACACAUUGUUGUGUGUUGUGUUUGUGUUUGUUUCUUUGUUGUUUGAUGCCAAAAGGGGGUGUGGUUAAAAUAAUGCUUUAAGAUGGAGCAUUUCUAAAGCUAUUACAUCAUCUGAAAUUUCAACUUGUUUUCAAAGGCUGGUUUUCCUGGAGCACGAUUAAGCCUAAUCCUUUAACUAAAACCAUCUUUAGUGGAUGAAAGCUGUAUGGAAGGACUGUAUGUUUUUAACCCAGAUUUGCUUAAUCUGUGAUGGCAAGGCCAAUCUCUAUCAAAUGUACCAAGUCUCUUGCAGAGGAGCCCUUUUGGGUUUUGGCUUCAUAUUAGUAAUAUACACCAGUAUAUAACCUUGCAGAGCUGUAAAUGGAUGAUAUAGGCUAGUUUUGGCUCUGUAACACACACCAGAACUUGCAGUACUCUCACUGUUCUCACUCAAGUAGCGAUAGGGAUGAAAUGUAACCUCGCUGGCUCUGUGAUCCUCUUCCUGUGCCACCUCUUGUUCCUUACUCUCCUGACAUUUAUAUGGACUGGGUUUUAGAAAUGCAAACGUAUCAAAAAUAAUAGCAAAUCUUGUCCUCCUCGCUUCGUGUUUUGGCUUAUGUUGUGAACCCCACCUGUCAAAGUCUCAGAAGUGAGGGAGCUUUACGCCGCCUUCUGACAGUUUGAUUGCGCCAAAAAAACAAGAUCAGCCCCAGCUUCUCUGAGUGGAACGAGAUAAAUGGCUCCAUCCAGUAGUUUUCACAACUAAGUGUACACAAAACACAUUACUGUUUGAGCUUCAGAUACAAUGUCAGACUUACCUUCAAAUAAGAAAAAGACGGGAGGAACACAUUGUUAGGCCUAUAUUUUUCUUAAGGUAUAAGUAACUUUGUAUACAAUCCACAAACCGGUUCUACUUCAUCUAACUUCACCGUCCUACCUCAUUGUUACUCUGGUGUUUGUUUGUCAGUGACUGUAAACUAUGUGUGUAUAUUAAAAAAAAUCUAUAGGAAAAGGUAUACCUGGUUACUCUCAACAUGUACAGUAUAUAAAACUUGUAAAACACCUCAGUACACAAUAUCAUUGUUAGGAGAAAUCAGUUUUAUUACCUGCUUAAAGAUGCUGCUCUGAAGGGGGUGUCUGCGUGAGGGGUCAUCUCUGAAUAUAUAUCUUCGCUCUUUGCUAUGUCGUGCAGUUGAUCAGUGGUUGUGUUCUGUCUCUGUAUUGCAUUCUGAGAUUUUUACUGGUUGACGGUGCUACCAGCAAACAGUUCAAAAACUGAUCUGUCUAUCGGACCUCAAAUGGUGCUGUUUUUCUAUGUUUUUAUCCUCAUACAGCUAUGUUUUAUUCAGGUGUGUCAACCGCCACUAUCCCCUCAGCUAAUCGAAAUCGUAAAAAGCCAAAAUGUUUCGCAAAACGGUAACCCUGCUAUUACUGUAUCGACUUAUAUGCUAUCCAUCCAAAUAUUGUAGAUAGUGAUUAUACGUAUCCUCAGCUGUGAGUUUCAGAAGUACCUCAGAACUUGCUGAUUUUCAAUGGAUGCAUCUGCUUCUAGCACCUGUUGUCUACCAAUAUUACAUUGUUGCAGUGUAUUUUCAGAAAUAUGCAUUUAUACUGGUUAGAUCAGGUUUCACUAUAUAUAGUACAUGAUUAUCAGAUCACACUCAGAUGAACAAUAAAUCAAAAGGAAACCACUGUUCACUGGUUGCAUGCCAGAUUGUCAUAAAAAGGAAAUCUCAGUUGGACUGGGCAGUGUUUGUAACGGUAGAAGAGCUCCUCAGCCAAAACAUGUUGUGUUUGACCCAAGGUUAGUACCAGUUUGGUUCGCAAAAUCUGGAUUGUGUUUAUGUAUUACGGUGAAAUUACCCAGGAGAAAAUUAUUUUGGGACGACUGUUGGGGAGUUUGAUCAUGUCGCCGCUUUAAUCUGUGAUUCCCCGGCUGUAUCUCUGUGUCCCUUACUGUCGUUUUAACAAACUCAAAUGUAAUUUUUCAGUGUUGAAAAUAUGAAUUUAGUGUAGCAAUUUGUUCAUGAUUGACCAACUGUGAGUUCAAGUCAUAUGUACCGCAGCAUUCAGUGUCUGGACUUGGCUUCAUUAUACAAAAAAAAAAAAGUGCAUUAUAUUUUCUUUUUACCCUGUGCAGUGACACCAAUGGAAUCGUUUCAGCGCCAAAGUGUUUGAACGUUGUUGAGAUUUUUAAGGGUGGUUUCCUCUACCUGUCAGUGUGUGUUUGUUUUUGUUUUGUUUUUUUGUUUUGUUUUGUUUUUACUUUGACCAUGUCUGUGAACAUGAAAUAUGCUGGGGAACUCCUCUCUACUGUGAGCAGUGUUCAAGUACACGGCAGUUGGUUUCCUGGAAGCACUUAAGCCAUUCGCUGGACUGUUUCAUAAUGGUUCAAUUUUAAGCUUUGCUCUCGUCCGGGAUAUUGACCCAGGGAGUUGUGUGUCUGUAAUUGAAUUCCUAUGCAGGUGUGGAGUUGUAAUCACCUGGUACCACAUCACUGUUGGGUGGAGGGUGACUGGCGAGCGUUCAAACCUUUUGAAUGUGUCCACACCGCCUUGAGAUAGAGUUAAAAAAAAAAAAAAAAAAAGAAAAAAGAAAACGGGACAAUGGCGACACGACAAAUCCGUACACAACUAUUCCUACACUUUCAUGAAGUUGAAUUAAGCUGAGCUGUACAGGGCUGCUUGACUGUAUACCUGUCUGUAAUAGUUGUACCUGCAUUGCAAUGAUCAUUAGGGAAAGACAGGGUUUUUACUGUAUGGAGUUAUUUCCAGUUGGUGUGAUAAAAUGUGAAAAAGAAUUUCAAGACUAUUGCAGUAAACACUCCCUCACCCUACUUCGGCCUCCUUAGAGGUAACCCUACAUUUACAGAAGAUGUUAUAAGUAUAUGCGAUAGAGAGUGUACAUGUCUUUGCUAAACCGGCCACACCUCUGCUAUGCGAGCAACUCUUUGACGCUUAGCAUCCUGUUCUGUGUUUUUCUCUUGCUGCAUUCAGGAACACCUGUUCAAUGUAUAGAUAAACAGAAAUAAAUCAAGACUUUUAUUCUAUCA
Acanthopagrus latus (yellowfin seabream) is the source of this 7718-nucleotide messenger RNA. It is a transcript of the gene bend5, whose product is annotated as BEN domain containing 5. The transcript has 7 exons. The coding region runs from base 344 to 1483 and encodes 379 amino acids. The record is from RefSeq and is a predicted model, not a curated record. Gene Ontology annotation, molecular function: DNA binding. Gene Ontology annotation, biological process: negative regulation of DNA-templated transcription. Lineage: Eukaryota; Metazoa; Chordata; Actinopteri; Spariformes; Sparidae.